AGGUCACCACAAGGAAGAAUUUGUAGUUAGUCAAUGGGUGUAAAAGCCCCUAAUUUGAUAUAGAUUUAAGAGUAAAAUUCAGUCUUCUUCAAUACUAAAAAUACUGAAAUUUAUAUAUUAGACAUCAAAUUUACAUCCAGUGCUCUCGUUAACAUUAGAUUGACCCUGGAAAUCUAUUUGUCAACUUAUAACUCAACUCCAAAAGACGUCAUAUUUACUCGUAAUUCGUACAAUUUUGUCCAAGUAGUCUUGUCCACGUGCACGUCGACGUGGAUUGUGAACUCGACAAUAGCAGGAAUUCAUUGAAAAUCGUCUUUUAGGACUACACACGUCAGCUAGGCACACAUUUGUCUAUAUGCAUAUGUAGUGGUGGAUGGGAGCUGCAUAUGCAGGCAUUUUACAAGGUUUAUCUUAGGAUUUAACCCUUUUUGAGUAUCCUGCCUAAAAAUGGUGCUCAUUGCUGCUGCAGUAUGUACGAAGGCAGGCAAAACAAUUAUUUCUCGGCAAUUUGUGGAGAUGACAAAAGCCCGAAUAGAAGGCUUAUUAGCUGCAUUUCCAAAACUAAUGAGUUCCGGCAAACAACACACUUUUGUCGAGACAGACUCAGUACGUUAUGUUUAUCAGCCAUUAGAGAAAUUAUACAUGUUACUCAUAACAACAAAAGCUAGUAAUAUUCUGGAGGAUCUGGAGACGUUACGUCUCUUUGCACGUGUGCUUCCAGAGUACUGUAAAUCAAUGGACGAAUUAGAAAUAGCAGAUAACGCAUUUAAUUUAAUAUUCGCAUUCGACGAAAUAGUGGCUUUGGGUUAUAGGGAAAGUGUCAACUUGGCACAAAUCAGAACAUUUGUAGAAAUGGACUCUCACGAGGAAAGAGUAUACCAGGCGGUAAGGUUCACUCAGGAACGUGAGGCGAAAAAUAAAAUGCGAGAAAAGGCGAAGGAGCUGCAGAGACAGAGAUUGGAGGCGAACAAAAAAGGUGGAAUUAAGAGUCCUGGCUUUGGUAGCGGGUACGGAAGUAAUUCUUUUCCAUCUACACCCAGCAUCGGCGAUUCAGCAAAUUAUGUUCCUGAGACAGUUAAACCAAUGCAGUACUCGUCAGUACCGAAAUCUACUUCAGCUGGUCCUGGUGCGAUGAAAUUGGGAGGAAAAUCUCGCGAUGUUGACUCGUUCGUAGACCAACUCAAGGAAGAAGGCGAAACUGUCACUAAUGCUGCUCUAACUGGAACGAAACCAGCUACCGUUUCAGCUCAGAUUAUCAACACAGAGCCGGUCCAUUUGAGACAAGAAGAAAAGCUUAACGUCCGCGUGAGCCGAGACGGUGGGGUUCAAUCAUUUGAACUUCAUGGAUUGGUGACACUACAUAUUACUGACGAGAAAUGGGGCCGUAUUCGUGUUCAACUGGAAAACAAAGACACGAGGGGUGUUCAACUCCAAACCCAUCCAAAUGUAGAUAAAGAAUUGUUUAGGAUGCAGGGGCAAAUCGGAUUGAAAAUUCCAGCAAAACCCUUUCCUCUUAACACUGACGUUGGUGUUUUGAAAUGGAGGUUACAAACCCAGGAUGAAACUGCGCUGCCAAUUUCUAUAAAUUGCUGGCCUUCUGAAAAUGGCGAUGGUGGAUGUGAUGUUAAUAUCGAGUACGAAUUGGAACAGACGGAUCUCGAAUUAAAUAACGUUCAGAUCAAUAUUCCCCUUCCCUUGGGCUGCAACCCAGUUGUCAACGAAUGCGAUGGACAGUACAAUCACGAGUCUCGAAGAAAUACACUGACUUGGUCCUUAGCAAUUGUUGAUGCGUCUACAAAAUCAGGAUCAAUGGAAUUUUCUGCUCCUUGUUCAACCCCCUCGGAUUUCUUCCCUCUGCAUAUUUCCUUCUCGUCGAAGACGUCUUAUGCGAAAAUUAAGGUCCUUGACGUAUUGCUCGUCGAAGACGAAAGUCCUGUGAAGCACUCGGUGGAUACAGUUUUCUUUACAGAGAAUUACGAAGUGGUGUGAAACAGAAGUCGAGCACUUUUUUUAUUACUGUAUUAUAAAUACCAUCACUUUGAAUUAGUUAAUUGGACAUAAGAAGUAUUAGUGUUUGAAGAUAAAUAUACUUAAUUCAAAUGUCGGGCUUGAACUGUGGCUCCUCUCUUUGUAACCUAGGCAAUAAUAUAAAUUGUAAAACACUAACACACUGAAGGCGAAGUUUUGAUCGUCUUUGGAAUAUUUUACCAUUCCUACCAUAAAGUUAUUUUAAAUUUAUUAAAAGCAUUAGUUUGUCUUUACUCUAGUGAUAUUUUUACUUAAGUUUCUUCUUAAAUGCUAUGUGAAUUAAUUCAAGAUGGCUUAAACUCUGGAAUAUUCGAUUUAACUGAACAUUUUUCGUUGCGUUGCAAGUAAAAAUGUAUUUCAGAGUACGAGUUUAUUAGCAAAUGUAGUAUGUAGGGUAGGAUCAAUUAAUUAACAAAAACACCAAGUCUUUUAACAAAAAAAUAUUUUAUUUCCCUAAUUCAUUAAUUACAUUUUCCAAUAGAUCUUUACAUAUUUUACAGAUAUUUAGGCAUACAUAUAUCACAUCUUUCAAGUGUACAAGAGUUAACAUUUUAUACAUUUGUACAAAUAUACAUGUAGAUAGCGAAAGAUGAAAGUUAUUGUGGUAUUUCAAUCUAGUUACUGUGUAGAAAAUGUUGUGAAAUUUUUGAAAUACAGAAAACUUCGAAAUGUA
Molecule: messenger RNA, 2701 nt
Organism: Belonocnema kinseyi
Lineage: Eukaryota; Metazoa; Arthropoda; Insecta; Hymenoptera; Cynipidae
Gene: deltaCOP
Product: coatomer subunit delta
Exons: 8
Coding region: 448-1989 (513 amino acids)
Biological process (GO): endoplasmic reticulum to Golgi vesicle-mediated transport; Golgi localization; retrograde vesicle-mediated transport, Golgi to endoplasmic reticulum
Cellular component (GO): cytosol; COPI vesicle coat
Source: RefSeq, a predicted model, not a curated record